Messenger RNA from Dictyostelium discoideum AX4, 765 nucleotides. RefSeq lists its product as hypothetical. Gene Ontology annotation, biological process: calcium ion transmembrane transport. Gene Ontology annotation, cellular component: endoplasmic reticulum membrane. The coding region runs from base 1 to 765 and encodes 254 amino acids. The transcript has 2 exons. Lineage: Eukaryota; Evosea; Eumycetozoa; Dictyosteliales; Dictyosteliaceae. The record is from RefSeq and is a predicted model, not a curated record.
AUGGCAAGCACAAGUAAUAGAAAUUUCUUUUCAUCAAAUAUGACCCAAAUACCAAUGGAUGAAAAGAUUAGAAUCGCAUUACAAUUUAAUAAUCUUUCUCAAAGUACCAAACAAACAUUAACCAAAGUAUAUUGUGCAUUGGCAAUUGGAAUUUUAACAGCAACAGUUGGUGUUCUCUUUUCAAUGUUCAUUUAUAGACCAGGCUUUUUAAUGACUUUACUUUUAGUUAUUGGGAGUGCCAUUCUAUUUGCAACAACACCAAGAACUCAAGAUUAUAAAACUCAAGUUAAAAGAUUCACUCUUUUCAAUUUAGUAACUUUUGUUACUGGUAUGUCAUCAAGUGGUUUAAUUGAAUUGUAUAUGGAUAUUAAUUCAUCUAUUGUUCUUAAUGCAUUUAUGGCAACAUGUGGUAUUUUUAUAUCAUUUACAUUAUUCUCAUUAUUAACUAAUAAGAGAUUAUAUAUUUUCAUUGGUAGUAGUUUAGCAUCAUUAUCAAUUGGUAUCUUUGUAUUGGCUCUUACUAGACUAUUUGGAGGAUACAGCGAACCAUUGGAUCAACUUUUCAUUUUGGCAAUUUUAGCAAGCUCUGUUUUGUUCAUCAUUUUUGAUACACAAAUAAUGGUCCACAGAAUAGAAAAUUUAGGUGAAAAAGAUGUCUUAUUCCAUGCCUUUAUUCUCUUUUAUGACUUUGUUGAUCUCUUUAGAGUCAUUUUAAAGAUUUUAGCAAAAAAAGAGAAUAAAAACAAUAAUAAAUCAAGAAGAUAA